Molecule: messenger RNA, 3318 nt
Organism: Scatophagus argus
Lineage: Eukaryota; Metazoa; Chordata; Actinopteri; Scatophagidae
Gene: tmem268
Product: transmembrane protein 268
Exons: 9
Coding region: 184-1269 (361 amino acids)
Source: RefSeq, a predicted model, not a curated record
GUGCUGAAUGUGAAAGUAACAGCCGUAUGCGUAGUGAGACAUAUCUUGUUGCUCUCAAUGGAUGGACGAUACAUUUUCUCUGGAAACAAAUGUUAUAAAAAGACCAAGAUGGAACUACAGUUAACACAGCCCUGUUGACACAAUGGACUUUCAUCUAAAAUACAGGUUGUGGUUACUUCUGAGAUGAUGGAGGACGGGGAUGGACUUAUCACUCAAGUGAUGGAGGAAAGUGAGGUGGAUGCUGAGAUAGAACAAAUCAUUGCUCAGCCACAGACCAGUAACACCAGACCUCAGACCAACAACACUGGACCUAAAUGGUCAAAUGGUCAGUGUGUUGUGGCAGUGCCGAGCUGUUCAGUGCUAAACCCCAGCUUUGAUCUCUCUCUGUGCCGGGCUAAACUGGAAAAUGAUGGCUUCCAGAUUCCCGUCACAGAUAUGGAGGUUCCGCUGAAGACAGCCCUGGACCUUCCCUCAGUCAAGAGAUACAUGGUUUUCAACUCAGCUAUCUUCCAGUUAAUACUGGCGCCGGUGCUGUAUGUGGUGCUGUGGUGCGCCGUGUUCUCCACCCUCCACCUUUUCAUCAUUGUCAGCGACUACUGGGUCCUCUGUCUCGGCGUCAGUCUAAUCUCCAUCGUCCUCACUGCUGCCAUCAUUUUUGUCCUCCACCACAGUAACAAGAAGCUCAACAUGAACUUGGACGUUCGGUUAAUACAGGUGAAUGAGAGGAUGAUGAAGCACAAACUGCUGGUGGCCGUAGCUGACUGGGUGCAGAACUGCGCUGGAAACAUGCAGCUGUACUUUGUGUACUGGGACAUGUCCCACUGUCUGAGGACACUGACUGAAACUUUAGAGGAGCACAGCUUUGUGAAUGACAUCCAGCAGAACAAACUGAAGAAGAAAAUGUCCCAUCUCGUCCUCGUGACCGAUGUGAAAGCUGCAGACCCCGAGGUGGGUGAGCUGGAUGAGGAGCAGGGCUCAGAUGAAGAGAGGCCUCUGCUGAGAAAUGAGGAGACAGGCUGCAGUACCUCAUCCUGCCAGCGGGAGGAUGCCAAAAUCACCACCAACUUCAGUCUCAUCCCUGAUGCAUCUCUACCUGCACAGGCUAGAGCCUACCAGCUGCUGAUGACUUACAGUGCAGCUUACGUGAAGCUGAUGGUAUCUGAGAAGCUGUCAGGACAGUCACACCACCGCCUGCGUAACCAGAGGAAUCACUGCACCUCCGCCCCUUUAUGCCUCUGCCAGUACAUCAAAAAGGAGAUCCUUCAAUGAGAGAGCUGUCAAACCAUGAAUCUGGUACAUGGCACUGUUGGACUACAUUGUUUUUUAAAAAGGCUUUUGCUUUGCACACGUUCUUCUGCACGGACUAACUGACAUGUAGGAGCAAACAAUUAGGUUACAUGUUUGAAGACAUUUCCAUCAAAUAAUGGAUGUGUUUGGAGCUUCACACUCGUGACACUCUUGAUUUUUCAUUUUUGUUUUUUCCACGGCUGUUUCCGGUGUACCUCUGCUGCUGUUUCUGCGCCAGCUCUGCUGUGUUUGCACCACCUGGACCCUUGUCCAUUUGGUCCCAGCAGUCUCUGCCAAAUGCUGUCACACUGAGGACACACUGAGGUCUAUUCCAGCUGCUGUAAAACAAUAUUUGUACUCCUGUACACAUGAUAACAAUGGCCUUAGUUACUGCUGUUGAAUUCACUCACACAAAUAAAUUUGUAAUGAACCUACAAAAUUAUACAACUUAAUUUUCAGAUUGUAGAUUUUACAGUAUUUGUUUUCGUCCUGAGUAAAAAUGUACUUAGCAAGACUUGUACUGUACUUCUGUCCUACACUUUGAUAUUUCCAUUUUAUGGUACUUCAGUUUAAGAUUUUAUAUUGAAAACAUACAACAAGCCUAUAAAAUGCAAGAGACUGUAAAAUAUAAGCUAAUGCAUUUCAAUCUUUUUGUCUUGUGACCUCUUACAAGAAGAACAAUGAUGUCUGUGAGUUUCACCAACACUUCUCCACUCAGCAUCACAUGGCUUUAUUUAAAUAACAGCUGGAGGCCCAAGCAGAUGCAGUGUGUGUAACAAUCCUAAAAGAGGGUCAACACAAAUCAUUGGUUUAGUUUUAGUUUCCUGGCUGUAUUAUCACAACGUCACCAGCAGCACAGAGCCCUGUGAGUUAGUUUUGUGUUCUCACACCUUUGGUUUUAUCUGUGUAGGUGGAAUAGUUAUCUGUAGUUGUAUAUUUGCAGGAGGCUGGAGGUUUAUUUUUCAACAUUAUUACAUAUUAGCAGCCUCUACCCAUCAGUCCUGAUGCUGCGGCUGAGAUGGCAGCCCAGCGAGAAGGCUGCAGGAUGACACAAACACACACAGCAAGACAGCCAGCGUGGCCCACCCAGGGGAAGCUGGGACUGUGUGAUGGAGGAGAGAGACUUGCAGCGUGAGGCCAAGUUAAAUGAUCUCAGAGAUGCUGGGUCUCCUCGGGAGGCUAAAUGGCCAUCUGUGAUCCUGCACACACAGGCUGGCUCAGAUCCCACCUUUAGUUUCUUUCUUUUCCAGUGGCCUGGUUGGGUCCAUAGAUCAACGUUUAAGAUGCAUGAAUGAAAUUAUGCAUAGUUUGUUAAAUAACAAUCAAACAAUAAUGUUAAAAGAGUCCAGAACCAUGCUAGCAGCUGUGUGACGCCAUACUUUGAGCUAAAUGCUAAAGUCAGAAUACUAGCAUGUUCACAAUGACAAUGCUAACUUGCUGAUAUUUAGCAAGUAUGAUAUUUGUCUUUGGAUGUUUUAAGGUAGUUCUUUUGAUUCUUCUAAAUACAUCCAUGUUUACUACCUUAGUGUUAGCAUGCUAACAUUUGCUAAUCGGAACUGAACAUUAAGUACAGCUGAGGCUGUGUUAGUUUGUGCAUUAGUUUUGUUGCUAUCCAAACAAAAAAUAAAGUGGUGGUCAAACUGAAGUGUUGACCUAAUGAUGGAUCAACAAAGGUACUAUUAUUAAUCUGUACCAAAUUCUGAACGAAAUUUCAUGGCUAUGCAUCCAAUAGUUGUUGAGACAUUUCAGUCACACCCACAAAUGUCUAUCUCAUGCUGGUGCUGCAGGGAGAGUUAGGCUGUCAUCAGGAUUGAAUGACUAUUAAUGCCUGCAUAAAAUGUUGUAGUGUGUUUAAAUUUCAGUUUGCAAAAUAUAAAAUGCCUGGACAGAAAGGCAUAGUCAUUUUUAUGUGGAAAGCUACAGAUGAUGCACAAAAACUAUAAACAGGCCUAUAUGUGGAAAAUAAGCAGCUUUAAAACACAAACCUGCAAAACCCUGUGAUUAGAUAGUGAUAGUGAGAGAUACUGUAGU